Molecule: messenger RNA, 873 nt
Organism: Drosophila santomea
Lineage: Eukaryota; Metazoa; Arthropoda; Insecta; Diptera; Drosophilidae
Product: serine protease 1
Exons: 1
Coding region: 17-823 (268 amino acids)
Biological process (GO): proteolysis
Molecular function (GO): serine-type endopeptidase activity
Source: RefSeq, a predicted model, not a curated record
AAAACGUACCAAGACGAUGAAGGUGCUAGGUGUUCUGAUAAUUUCGGCUUUUGCCUUGACGGCGGCCUAUGAAAAGGCUGUGCCCGUGAAGGACAUGCCCGCGGACAAGAGGAUCAACGGACGGAUUACCAAUGGAUAUCCCGCCUACGAGGGCAAGGUGCCCUACAUCGUAGCCCUGCGAUUCGAGAGCGGAAACGGUGGCUGGAACUGCGGUGGCUCCAUCAUUGGCCACGAAUGGGUACUCACUGCCGCCCACUGCACCUACGGAGCCAGUUACGUGAACAUCAACUACGGAGCCGUGUGGCGCCACCAGCCGCAGUUCACCCACGUCUCAUCGGACAUGAUUACCCAUCCCGACUACGAUACCGGCAACUUGCGCAACGACAUCGCUCUGAUUCGCACUCCGCACGUGGACUUCUGGUCGCUGGUCAACAAGGUGGAGCUCCCGAGGUACGAUGAUCGCUACAACAACUUCUACGGCUGGUGGGCCCUGCUCUCCGGAUGGGGCGCUACCUCCGAUACCAGCGGCAUGACCGACUACCUCAACUGCGUGGACAUCCAGAUAUCGGACAACAGCGUCUGCAUGGACUACUACGGCAGCCACUUCAUCACCGAGAACAGCCUGUGCUACGCCACGCCCGAGAACAAGGGCUCCUGCGGCGGCGACUCCGGCGGCCCACUCGUCCUCCACGACGGCAAUCGCCUGGUGGGCAUCGUGUCCUUCGGAUCCGCCGACGGCUGCCUGUCCAACGGCCCCAAGGGAUUGACCCGUGUGACCGGCUACUUGGACUGGAUCCGUGACCACACUGGCAUUUCCUACUAAUAUAUUUCGCCAAUUUAAGGAAAUAAACGAUAUACAAUAAUGCAUCCAAA